UGCUUUGAUAUGUUUAGAGUCAGUGUUUGACUCAUUAGUUGUCAAAAUUGAAUGCUUUGUAAAUUGAUUUCAUGUAUUGAAUAUUGAAUUAUAAUUAAACAAAUAAAUUAUAAUACAAUUAAUAAUACAAUUAGUAAUACAAUUGACUAAAAAGUUGUGUCAGAAUUAUCAUCGGAUGAGCGAUUGGUUACCAAAAAGUGUUAAUAUUUGUUAUGUAUUAAUGAUCUGUCGGUGAUUUGCAACCGAUAUAUAAUUACARAUGAAUUAUCUGCGGUCAACACAAUUGUAGAUUAAAUGAAUAGUUAUUAUUGAAGAUAUUUAUCACAAAUUUUUAAUCAAAAGAGUGAUUACAAGAAUGAAUUGCCAUCAGGUGCUGACCGGAGCCGCCAAUUCUGGUGACAACUGCUAUAGCUUUGGUUUAGUAGAAGGCAUACCAUUUGUGGCCUACAGUUCGGGUUGUAAUGUAGUUAUACUAACAUCUGACCUCAAGAGAGUUCAAAUAAUACCCGGAAUUCUUUACGGUAACAUUCAAGUCAAUUGUAUCGACGCUUCCACAGAUAUUGGCAAAAUAGCUGCCGCUUACGGACACAAGAUAUGCAUUUUUGAACCAACACCACUUCUUCAACAAAUGUCUAAUCAUAAAUUGGACUACAAAUGGAUCCAAACCUCUUGUAUUGAGUCGGACUCUGAUGUCACUGUUAUCUCAUGGAAUCUCGAGGGCAACAAACUUUUAACCGGUGGUCAGUGUAUACAGUUAUGGCAUCUGAAUAUACAAACUACCGCUGAAUUUAAUAAUAUAAAUAGCAAAACGACAAAAAGUGAUAAAUGUGACGAUCAAGAAGCAGAUUAUUGGCACUGUGUGUGGAAAAGCACGACCGCAACUCCCGUUCAUUUUCUACAGUUCUCACCCGACGGAACACUAUUUUUUUCUGCCGGCAAAGCCGAUCGUUUAGUAAAGAUAUGGUAUGAAAGCGCUGCUAAAAAUAAUCCGAUUACAAACCAUGUGUUGGGCCGACAUCACGAAACAAAUGAUAAACACACUGAGGAUACAAAAGAUAUUGAAUUUUCCUUUAUAUAUAUAGCACAUCCGCGAGCCAUCACUGGUAUAUCGUGGCGUAAAAUUAGCAAAUACUUGCCUCGCAGUUCAGUGGCCAAUAUGUUGGUCACUUCUUGUCGCGAUAAUAUUUGUCGUAUUUGGGUUCAGACUCUUCUUCCUGAAGAUGGUUUGGUUAACUUAAGUCAAAUAGAAGGACUUUCCAAUUAUGUUGCGCCCAGAGCUCAAACACAACGACAUCGACAAAAGAUAAUGCAAAAGAUUAAGCAUAUGAAGUCAUUAAAUCAAUUUAAAAAGAGACAACAAGUGACCAUCGAUGAGAAUCAAUCAAAUGGCUGUGCUAUACCAACACUUCCCAGUACUUUUAGUGUACAUGAUUUUCAUAGUUUUGGUAUUCAUGGCACCUCAUUAGCCCCGGGAUUACAUUUUCAUUUGACAGCCAGUAUUAAUGCUGAAACUGACAUUCCAUUAGUGCCGAGUCUUUCUGCCAAUACUAACGAUUCCAGCAAUUUAACAAAACCCAGUUUUGUUGUCCAUUGGCUUAAUAAUAAAGAAAUGUUUUUUACUCAAUCAGCUGAAAAGAUUUUACAAGAGAUUAGUUUGAAAAUAAUCCAAAACGAAAUGGCAUCGGCAAUGAGUGAUGUGGGCAGUGAUACGGGUGAGGCCGAUGGCCCCGAAACUGAAAAUGAGAUCGAUUUGGCCAGCAUUACAACCGCCGAAUCAAAUCGUAAAUUACGUAAACCUAUUCAUCAGAAUGUGAAGAAAAGUUCAAAACUUAUUAGUAAAGCCUUAUCUCACGAUGAGGUCGAACACGACGACAACCCACCGACUAGUAGUCGACAGAGUUUUCAUACGACUUCUUCCUCGGCUUCUUUAACGACUGAAGUGAAUGCAACUAAUGCUACAAAUCAUUCACAAUUGGGUGACCUUUUGGACAGAAAAUUAGAGGCUUUGAUUAGAGAGUGGCACUCAAACUCUGAUUUGCUUUUUAGUAUUCAUCCAUUGGAUGGAAGYCUUCUUGUUUGGUUAGUUGAAUGGUUGGAUGAGUCGAGUCCCAGUUCCUUCCGUCAGCCACAGAUUAGCUUUUCAUCGCGCAUCCCAAACGCCAUACCUCUUGGAGAUGCGRCCACAAUGUCUCACAAUAUCGCUAUGUAUUCGCCUAAUUUUUAUUUGGACCUCAAGUCAGUUGUUUUGCCAAAUUCUUCAUCACUUACUUUAGACAUUCACGGAAAAGACAAUUGUAGUAAAAGAGGUUCAUUAAUACCCGAACCUAUGACUACUAUAAUACAGACGCCGACUGUUUGUAUGUUAACAAAACAUAUAAAUGGAUCGUUAAAUCUAUGGAAUCUUGGCUUUGGAGAGGGAUCUCAUUUUACACAAGUAUUAAGUAUAAGUCAUUCAUCACGAGUUUGUGGCCAUAGAUUCCGUGUAAAUGACGUAAACUGUCAUCCAGUGUUACCACUUCUCCUGACAACUUCUCAUCAUAAUUUGCCCGGUCUUUUGGACUCAAAUUCUUCACCAUUGAGUACUCCAUCUGUUACACCAACUACUCCCGAUGGCUCACAAAAAGGAUUGGGACUACAAAAUACAGGAUUUUGUUCUGAACUAAUAUUAUGGAGAGUGGAUCCCGUGGGUCCUCUUUCCAACUCUGGUGGUGUCACAGAAUUGGCGCGAAUUAAUUCACUUUAUUUGUCGGCCUUUUCUAACGUUGCAUGGAUUCCGACAUUACUUCCAAGUACUACAAUUGGUUCAAUUUCUAACUCUCCCAGUGCUUGUUUUGUGGCAUCAGAUGGCAAACAAUUGCGUAUAUAUCAGGCCGUUAUCGACGCGCGAACUCUUUUGGCCGAAGUAUCAUCUGCUGAACGAAAAGCACGUAAGGGUAAUAUAAGUCCUACUGUUAGUGAUGACAGUACUUCAUCAGAAAUGGGUCAAUACAAACAUGCGGUUAGAGACUCAUUCAAAGUAGUUAGUCUUCAAUCGACUGCAAGACCCGGUUGUAUACUUGAACUCAAUACUAUCUCAGAUGCGGUUCACGACUGGAAAAAUACACAAUUUUUACACGUUUUUCAGGAACAGCUUAUCAAAGGUGAUAGUUCUGAUGCAUACGAGUCGUGGAAUGAGAUCCAGAAGAAUCAAACGGGUUUAGCUGAUAGUAGUUUAGGCGCUGCGGUUGAUCUCAGACAUAGUGCUAUAUUUGAAGAACCAUUUUAUUUGGUUGUCAUCGAAAAGAACGAAAAUCAACAAUCAGUACUUCAUAUGUGGCGACUAUUGAUGUCAUCUCAACCACAAACUGAUAACAACAAGUUUUCAUACGUUCCGGAUAGUAAUAUAAUACAAGAUAGCGAUCAUUCAAACACUUCAUCCAGAAGUAACUCUCCGGAUCCCAAUAAGACUGAUCUUAGACCUGAUAGAGAACAUGAUAGUCAACCACAUAGUUAUCUUAAUGUGAGUCCGCUUAGAAUAACAACUGAAAAGGUUUGCACUCAAGUGUUGCCCUUACCACCAGAAGUAGAAGUGAUUCACGCCACUCCUGCUGCGGGACAUCUAAGUUCUUCCAACAUAUAUCCCGCGUGUUUUGCUCCAUAUCUUAUAGUAAGCGCUUGUAGUGACGGAAAAAUCCGAUUCUGGAGAUGUUGUCAGCAGAAUAAUGAUUCAGAUUAUGGAUCCACUGAUAAUGCUUUUGAUCGCAAAUCAUCUUAUUUUUGGAAGGAAUGGGAAAUGAUUAUAAACAAAGAAGAGUCGAGUGCUUUUGAAGUUCCAGGUCUUCCUUUAUAUGUUUCGUGUUCAUAUAGCGGUAGAAUUGCCUGCGCCUACAAACAGGGUCAGUCAUUUUCAAGACAUGGAUCACGAAAUUCUAAUAAAAAGUUUAUCAAUGUAACCCUGGCUAUUAUUGAAUGUGAAUCAACCGGUGGCUCGGAAUGGGUUGAAGAUACCAUUCAAAUCAAGAAUAUACCGCUUCCACAAACAGACUUGAAUUUAGGUAUAGAAUUAGGACCAUUGGUUGACACAACUAUCAGAAACAAGUGGACAUCAGAUAAAUUAGUUACACGACUUGGAGGGGAUGAGCAUAUGUCUGAACAUAGGGGUACUAAUAAUAUCCAACGUUUACUAUCUGUUCCCAGUUAUACAACAAUGCAUUCGCUUAAGAAAAUAAUCUCAGAAAAGGGAAAUCAGUUUACAUUAACUCAAAAGUCUUUAGUACAACUCGAUUGGGUUUCCACUGAAGAUGGAUCUCAUGUCCUAACUGUUUCAGCCGGUUCUAAGAUUACAUUAUUUACUCCAGUGUCCACCGAUAUAGCACAGGCUAACCUCCAGGCGCUUAAAGCAUCUGAAAAAAUUAGCAGUAGUACAACAAAUAGAUAUUUAUUGAAACAAACUUCUUCUAUGGCACCAAUAGCUAGAACUGAUGAAAUUCGUUGGAUGACUUUACGCGCAACCGAUUUGAUUACAGCUGACGGAUUGCCUCCACUACCUAUGCAAUUGUCAUGGGUUAGGGAUGGCAUACUUGUUGUUGGUAUGGAUAAUGAAAUGUUGAUUUAUACUCAAUGGAAGAGUAAUUCGAUGGUUACUUUGGUUGAAUCAUCGGUUGAAAUAACAGAAUCGCGAAUAUUAACCGAACGGGAAUUGUUGACUCACGCUCAGGAAUCUUCACAACUUCGAUUACCAACUCAUCCCAGUGCUAUUCCACGGUCUCCAUCAUCAAGUAAACUGAUAACUGGUCUAAAUAGCGAACAUAAGAAAACGUAUCAACAAUCAGGUGUAGCCAUAACCGGCACUCAACAGUCAGAUGAACUGCAAACUGAGACACAAAUUCCAAACUUAACUCAUUUACCCGAUUUCGGUAUAUUUGAAGCGAGUCGUCUGGCCUGUCCAGUGUUACCGCAAUAUCAUCCGAAACAAUUGAUGGAAUUAUUAGCAUUCGGUAAAAUACAAAGGGUUCGGGCAAUUCUCGGCCAUUUGGUUGCCUGUUUGGAGUCAAUUAAUAAAAGACAAAAUACUUUACAAUGUUUGGGUCGAAGUUUAGAAAAAAGAAGUGAAUCUGAAAGAAGUCCCCGAUCUUGGCUUAGAUCACGAACACUAUCAGUUGCUGCACCCACUUCUCCACAUCAACCAAACAGUCCUCACGAUUCCGAAAAUUUUGCUUUAAUUGCAGAAGAAGUGCAAUUAGAUUACACUGAAAUUACAUCCAUAAGACCCCUUCCAUUGUAUGCACUGAUUGAAGCGGAUGAUAAAAAUGAGUUUCAAAUGACAAACAAAUCAUUGGAUGAAGAGUUGGGUUACGACAAACUUUUUGACUCUAAUUUCAAAACACAAGUUGAAGAUACGUUAGACGAGAUUCUUGGCAAAAGUGCUUUCAAUUUCAAUACCAAACCAAAGAAAACACAAAGAGAAACGGAUAUUACAAAUUUUGGCCAAAGACAGGCUCGCAUUUUGACUAAAUUAUUAACUCACUCUCAUCUUCCGGGUCUCUCAAGUCUGGAUCAAAUGCAUUUACUUGCUUUGGCUGAUUCAGUCGCUUCGUUCAAUCCAACAGCAAAUAAGGAUUCAUUUUCAGAGGAUUUUACGCAAAGAGAUGACAGUGAACGCGUAACUGUUGAUAAUUCAAUUGUUUCGGCCGAUUCAUUAGACAAUUGUGGCCUAAGAUUUUUGUUAACAAUGCGACAACACGUUUAUCUUUUGCGAUGCCUUCCAUUAGUACAAAGAAAAAAUUUACAAAAAGAAGGCUUAGGAACGCAAAGUAUUGUUUGGGCGUUUCAUUCGGAAACUCAAGAAGAAUUGGUUCAAUUGAUUCCUACCAUUAAUAAAGAAAACGCCAAUUGGAGUGAUCUCAGAGAAUUGGGAGUUGGACUUUGGAUUCGCAAUAAUUUAUUGCUUCGUAAGCUAAUAGAAAAGUUAGCUAAGGCUGCCUUUGAUAAGAAGCAGAACCCAUUAGAUGCCGCACUUUAUUAUUUGGCAAUGAAAAAGAAAAAGAUUGUUUGGGGACUCUUUAGAUCAGUUCAGGACAAGAAAAUGACGGAUUUUUUUCAGAAUAACUUUACUGACGAUAAGUGGCGAAAGGCGGCCCUCAAGAAUGCGUAUGCAUUGAUGGGCAAACAGCGCUUCUCACACGCGGCCGCUUUCUUUCUUUUGGCCGGUUCUGUUUGGGAUGCCGUCGAAGUCUGUAUCUCUAAACUCGAUGACUUACAAUUAGCAAUGGUUUUGAUCCGUCUUUAUGAAGGAGACAUAGAAACAACACCCGAAAAUCUAAAACGUCUUCUAUAUCAAGAAGUAUUGGGCAGAAAUCAUGACGGCUUGAAUUAUAACUCAAAUAAAGCACAUCCGGAUCCAUUCUUGAGAAGUAUGGCUUAUUGGAUACUUCAAGAUUAUAACACAGCGCUCAGUACUUUAAUGGAGAAAGAUGUCGGCUCUUGUCAUCCAAAAUACAUCAAUAAUGAUGUUGAAUACGAAGGAUCAGCAGUCGGUCACAAUGUCUUUAAUUUUUAUCUCUAUUUGCGAACUCAACCAUUGAUACUUCGAAGACAAUUUGCACAAAAUCUUAAGGAAAAGAAGGAACAAUUUGCUAAAUCUUCAAGAGGUCUCAUAACUGAGACUACAUUUGGCAGCGAUUCAAUAACACCAUUCGAAAGACGUCUUUUUUUCUUGACAGCGCACUCACACUUUCGCGCCGGAUGUCCAUCACUUGCAUUGGAAGUACUUUCACGAUUACCCAAUAGAAUUGAUACAAACGAACAGACAGAUAGAUCUGAAUCAAUAGAUUUGACUAAAUAUGAAGAGUCUAAACAUAUAACAACUGGAGUUAUACCAAACGGAGAUAUAAAUGACCCGUUUGAUUGGGGGGCACCAACUAGUUUCGUACCAAUGGAUACUACAAACGAUUUCCAGUUAUCAGUGGAGCCCUGUUCUGAUGAUGACGACGACGAUAGUACAGGUGGUCUUGAAAUGAAAGUGGAUUCUAAUACUAAUGAUCAACAAAUUACUACUAAUAGUAAAAAUUACAGUAAUAUUAAACUCGAUAUAAUGGCCCAACAGUUGAAGUUUGUCGCGUGUCUUAAAAUAUUGAUGGAAGAGUUAAGCACUUUAGCCACUGGUUUUGAAGUAGACGGCGGACAACUCAGAUAUCAACUUUACAUUUGGCUUGAAAAGAGUGUUCAGUCAUUGAAAUCUAUUUGUAAUUAUAGAACAUUUUCGAUGAGACACACACCCGAUGACAACCAAAUGACAUCAUCAAUGGUUUUGGGAAAUACUAAUGACAUUUCACAUUCAGAAGUAAUGACACCCCGCGGUUCACACUCUGAAGCCAGUGGUGCCAUUGAAACUAAACCAUCACUACAUGAAAUAUUAUUGGCCGACAAAAUGGACUUCGAAGCCAAAUUAGAUCGAUCUUCUCGUCGCAAGUUAUGGUUGACUGCCAACGAAGCACUUAUGAGAACUCUCUUAAGUUAUUGUAGUCUUCAUGGCGCACAUGGAGGUGGUCUGUCAUCAGUUCGAAUGGAACUCAUUCUUUUGCUUCAAGAGCUUCAACAGGAAAGAUCACAACAACAACUUUUGUCACCACUUCCUUUCCCGACAACAUUACCACUAUUGGCAGCAAGUGUUGCGUGUCAGAAGACAGUCAUUGCUGAUCCUAUAAGACAUCUUCAAUCUGUUACCCACGAUAUACUCAAUACAGUCUUAAACAUGAGUUCUCCACCACUAACUGUGUCUCCAGACUAUUCAAUAAUCUAUAUUUUAAGAGAUCUGGGAAUUUCAUUGUCUUCGUGUAUAUAUCAAUCCUUAUGUGAUUCCGAUGCCAUAACUUCUAAACCAGGAAUUGGUUGCAGAGAUGACUUGAGUUCAUCAGUUGUUUGUCAAAACACACAUCUAUUGGCUGGACAUCAAGCCGUUCGUCGAAAUGUAUCGUCGGCUUCGGAAACUAAUGAAACUAUUUGUCCAAUAACUGCACCAAACAAAUGGCCGGGAGUUCAGUCAUUGCGUGCAUUACUAGCGCGUGAUAAAGAUGAAGACUCACCUAAAUUACAUACAUUGUUAUGCGAAUCAUUUGUUGCAGUAUUUAUAAGUCAAUUCAUAUAUUCAAUGGCCGCGUGUGACUCAUAUGUAUUGUACAGAUUGAUUGGUUUGAAGUUUACUGACAGUUCAUGGGCUCAACUGUUUGGUGGCGGCGCUAAAAAACUAAUCCAUGUCGCGACCGGACAAUCAUCUCAAGAAAAAUUACAAAAUCAUCAAAAUAGUGAAGAUUCCGAAAGUUCAUCGCUUGACUUAUUAAAUACAUUAUCAAAACAACGAAUGAAACUUCAUAUGAAAAUAUUGCAACAAUUGAGUCAAACGGAUAAACCUAUAGCACCGCCAAAUAUGAAGGAAGACAGACCUACAUAUAGGGAACAGUUUAUUCCUCCACAAACUUCUAUGAUAUCAUUCCUUAUGACUAAACCUAAUCUUCCCGAUGAGUUCAUACAACUCGACUAUGACUCGAGUGAAUCAGUUAUGACUGAAGAUGAAGAAAACGAAACAAAUGAUUUAGAAGAUUAUGGUAUAAAUGAUAAUAUAUUUGGCGAAACAGGUCUAACCAGUACUGCAAUUGAUGAGAAAAAAUUAGAACAAGAGUUGUAUGCCUGGGGUUUAAUCCGAUACUCAGCCGUUAGACUCGCAAAACGUCAAUUGAUGCACUUCUUAACUGUGGCCGGCAUUGAAAUACCUGACCUUCCAAUCACCAGCUCUUUAAUACAUUCUGUUUCAAAAACAUUGAAUAUUUGGGAACAUUAUAUGAAUAACUAUAUGAAUGAAUUUAAUGGUCCUCCGAAUCACUUUUUGCUAAACACUUACGUUGAGUCAAGUCAUCAAAAUAGACCGGCUAUUCAUAAAUAUAAAUCUUUGUUAGAGAUAACUAACACUCCAUUCCGAGAUCACAAUCCUAUUUCAAAGGCAUCCAAAAGACUUUGGAAUUAUUUGGUCCGACAGGAGAGGGUUCAGGACAUCUUCAUUAGGUAUAUAUUUGGAAAACCAAAAUCAGUUCGUAGUAUAGCUUUGGACAAUGAUAUUACCAAUGAUAACGACACACAUAAUCCGGAAACUACACGAAUCGUACACAAAGAUCAUGAAAACAUUAGCGCCUUUUGUAUUAACCGAACAAAUGCUGGAAUUAUAGCCAUAUCGACACCUAAAGAGAUUCAAGAAAUCGAUAUAUCAAUGCUUUUGAAUGUAACACCAUUUCUUGAAGAUGAAGCUGAAUAUGAUAUUCUAAACUUACAAAAAAAUUCAGAAUCUCUGCCUUCAAUUGAUUAUCUAUUAGCUCAACAUCCGGCCGAUCGACUUCUGUCAUCUCCUGGAGGACAAGCAAUUAAUUCAAUGGUUCCAAACAGUGCUAAUAUCAAUGGAAACACAACUCAAACCGCAAAGAAUCCAAUAAUGGCUAAACAUCACUUUCCGGGCAAUACUAGCCCUCAAUUUUGUCAAUUAAUUCUUGAGAGAAGUCGUUAUGUUUUACAACCGCUCAAGCGUCACAAGAUUGAAGGGGUCAGGAGAUUGUGUUCACACCCGACGUUACCUUUAUAUCUUUCGGGAUCUCAAGACGGCUCAGUUACUCUAUGGGAAUGGAACCAUCAACAGCCUAUAGCCUGUCCCCGACCGGGCGGCACGUUCUCUAAAGUAACGCGCGUUGGUUUCAACCUUCAGGGCAACAAAUUUGGUGUCACUGACGGCGACGGAAAUCUAAGUCUCUGGCAAAUCGCCAACACUUCACAAAAUAAGCCAUUCUUUAGCAUGCAAUGUCAUUCCAAGACUGUCAGUGACUUUACAUUUUUGGGUGCUUCCAGUCUAGUGAUGACUGCCGGCCAAUCGGCCGAUCAUAAGAACGUAGCCCUUUGGGACACACUUUUGCCACACAAGAAAUGUAUGGUAACAUCAUUUGCAUGUCAUGAACACAACGGUGCCUCAGCCAUACUAUAUGCGCCUCUCAAUCAAUUGCUUAUAACCGGAGGCAAAAAGGGAGACGUCUUUCUGUUUGAUAUGAGACAAAGGGUUCAAAGGGACAGAUUUCAAGCACACGAGUCUGCAGUCAAAUGCAUGGCAUUAGAUCCGGGAGAGGAGUUCUUUGUCACCGGUAGUGCUGACGGAGAUAUUAAAGUUUGGGGUUUGGGUUCGGUUCGAGUGCUAUUCUAUUCAUUCCCGGGCGAACAUUCCAGGAGUACAUUGUUUCGUAACAUAGGAAUGGGUGUUUCGCACCUAUAUGUAGACCAAUGUGGAAGACUGUUCUCCUGCGGAGCCGACGGUUCCAUUAAGUUUAGGCAACUCCCCGAUCGGGGCAUUCAUAAUAUCAUAAAUACGAUAUGAUUUAAAUAAUUUUCUAUGGCUUUUAAAAGAGUCAAAUCCUAAUUUAAAUUUCAUUAUUUACUAUAAUCAGA
Oppia nitens is the source of this 10452-nucleotide messenger RNA. RefSeq names its product dmX-like protein 2 (gene Rbcn-3A). Gene Ontology annotation, biological process: vacuolar acidification. The record is from RefSeq and is a predicted model, not a curated record. Gene Ontology annotation, cellular component: RAVE complex. Lineage: Eukaryota; Metazoa; Arthropoda; Arachnida; Sarcoptiformes; Oppiidae. Gene Ontology annotation, molecular function: protein binding.